Molecule: messenger RNA, 2289 nt
Organism: Pediculus humanus corporis (human body louse)
Lineage: Eukaryota; Metazoa; Arthropoda; Insecta; Psocodea; Pediculidae
Product: endothelin-converting enzyme, putative
Exons: 14
Coding region: 1-2289 (762 amino acids)
Biological process (GO): protein processing
Cellular component (GO): plasma membrane
Molecular function (GO): metalloendopeptidase activity
Source: RefSeq, a predicted model, not a curated record
AUGGAGCUAAGCACAGCAUGGCGAAGUUGGACUCGCAACAAGUUUAACGACAUCCUUUUCAAUAUCUCACAUAAUAUCCGCCUUUUUUUCACGAGGCACGCGGCAUCAUCAAAUAAUUUAUUACAUAAAGAUUUUUUAACGAGAUUUAAUUUAACUUGGCUGCUGAAUUCUCAAAAUUUAAAUUCCGAAAAGUCGACAAACGUUUGCCAAACGGAACAUUGUAAAAAAAUAGCUCGAGACAUAUUGGAUAGCAUAGACGAGACCAUUGAUCCGUGCGAUGAUUUUUAUUCUUACACGUGUUCAAAUUGGAUAAAAAAUCAUCCGGUACCACCCACGGAAAGUCAUUGGAAUCAAUUUGAAAUAUUGGGACAACAAUUGGAUAAUCAAAUACGGGAUUUGCUGGAGGAAAACGAUGAAGAAAACGAUCCACAUAUCGUUAAAGUUGCUAAAAAUGUUUACAGUGCUUGCAUGGACGUCGAAAGAAUAGAAGAAAGAGGAAUGACGCCAUUGGUUAAUUUAUUACAAGAAUUGGGUAAUUGGCCGAUCGCAACGACAUAUUGGAACGAAAAAAAUUUCCAAUGGCAAAAAUUAAUUAGCGAAAUCGGUAGAAAACUCGCCGUCAACACCGUUCUAACCGUUUACGUUCACGUCGAUAAAAAAGACACUUCGAGAAAUAUAAUAAUGAUCGACGAACCGAGUUUAACGUUACCCAAAUACGUAUUAACAUCAUCGGAUACGGAUUACAUUCGUCCAUAUUUAACGUUCAUAUCGAAAUCCGCUCGUCUUGUUGCCAACGCGAGAGGUGAUCCAUUUUAUCUUUUUCAUUCUUUAUCACAAAGUUUUAACAUAAUCAAAUUCGAAAUCGAUUUGGCUAAUGUUAUGAGAAAAGAAGAAGAUAAAAGGAACAUGAACGUACUCUACGAUUUGGUCACGAUUAGUAAAUUACAAAAAUGGACGGAUAAAAAAUCACUUUAUCAUUCCCGAUCGAUAAUAGAUUGGAAAAAAUUAAUAAGUAAUUAUUUGGGAAUUGAUGAAGAGGCGUUAAAAGAUGACACACCCGUCGCCAUUACGAAUUGGGAUUAUUUAAAUCAAUUAAUGAGUCUUAUCGAUAAAACAUCACCGACGGUUUUGGCCAAUUAUGUGCUGUGGCGAGUCGUUUAUAAAAUGAGCAGAGAUUUAAACGAAGAAAUGACGGGUCUUAAUUUCGAAUUUAAAAAAGAAUUAUCUUCCAUAAGCGAAGAUUAUCCGAGAUGGUACGAUUGCGUAUUAACAUCCGGUUAUUUAUCAUUUGCUGUCGGGUACAUGUACGUGAAGAAACAUUUCGACGACGAAGCUAAAACUAAGGCCAUUGAAAUGGUCGAAGAUAUCAGGAGAGCUUUCAAAGAUGAAUUAUCAGAAGUUAAAUGGAUGGAUGAUAAAACAAAAAUUCAAGCUAUGGAAAAAGCAGACUACAUGAAUCAUUUCAUAGGUUAUCCCAACUGGUUCGAUAACGUGACGUUUUUAGAAGAAUAUUACCAAGGAGUCACAGUUGGAAAAAAUCAUUUCGAAAAUAAAGUUUCACUCCGUGAAUUUCGAAUGAAAAAACUUUCCGAUAGUUUAAACACGAAAACAAAUCGGGAAGAAUGGAUUGCGGGACCAGCCAUCGCCAACGCAUUUUACAAUCCUCAACUAAAUUCAAUCAUACUUCCGGCGGGUGUACUCCAGAGUCCAUUUUUUAAUAAAAAUCAACCAGAAUCUAUCAAUUACGGAAGUAUAGGAUCUGUCGUCGGUCACGAAAUCACUCACGGUUUUGAUGAUUUGGGUAGGCAAAGUGACAAAUUGGGAAAUAUAAAAGAAUGGUGGUCGAAAGAAACGGAAAAAACGUACGUGAAAAAUUCACUUUGUUUCGUUAAUCAAUAUGAAAAUUAUAGGAUACCGGAAUUGGAUGGAACGUUACAUACGGAAAUGACGGUGAAUGGAAUAUUAACGUUGGGUGAAAACAUAGCCGAUAAUGGCGGAUUGAAAGCCUCUCUAAGAGCUUAUUUGGAACGUGGAAAAAAUAAAAAUGAAUUUUUAUUACCUGGUUUGGAACAUUUAUCACCCGAACAACUUUUCUACAUCGGUUUUGCAAGAGUUUGGUGCGAAUCAUCCACCGAAGCUUCACUUUUAUCAGAAAUAUUAGGAGAUUCUCAUGCUCCUCACAGGCUGCGAGUUAUCGGUUCCCUUUCCAAUUCCGAACAUUUUGCAUCCACGUGGAAAUGUAAACCAGGUACAAAUAUGAAUCCUCAAAAAAAGUGUAAAUUGUGGUAG